CCGCCGCUGCGCAGGGAGCAGCUGCUCCCUGACACAUCCCCCCGCUGCCAUAUUGUGUCCGCGCUGCCGGCCGCACGGCUUCAUGACCGCGGGAUACCAACCAAGGAGCGUGCUGCCUCAACAGCUCCAACCACCACAGGUUUUCUGCUUGAGGAAUCUUCCCGUGUCCUCUGGGGAGCUCGGGAUAGAAGGCACCAGCAUUGCCAGCAGCUCUCUCAGUGUCAGGAUGUGCCAGUCCAACCAAUAAAGCUAAAUGGGUCCAGUCACUGGAAUGACUCCGGAUAAGAAAGCUGAAACGCCAGGAGCAGAAAAAGCUGCAGGACUACGGCAGUGUCACGGGAUGGGAAGCUUGCCCGACGCAGGCGAUGCCGGCAGGCCGAAGGCCACCGUGGUGGACAGAGAUUCGGCAGACGACGAGCUCACAAAUUUGAACUGGCUGCAUGAAAGUACUAACCUUCUAACAAACUUCAGCCUCGGAAGUGAGGGUCUUCCGAUCGUUAGCCCCUUAUAUGACAUUGAGGGCGACAGUGUGCCAUCCUUCUCGCCAUCCUGCUACCAGAACCCCGAAAAAAAAUCCUCCACUUCCAAACCCCCUUACUCUUUCAGCCUUCUCAUUUACAUGGCGAUCGAGCAUUCCCCCAACAAGAGCUUGCCAGUCAAAGAAAUCUACAGCUGGAUCCUGGAGCGCUUCCCCUACUUCGCCACAGCACCCACCGGCUGGAAGAACUCGGUCCGACACAACCUCUCCUUGAACAAGUGUUUCCGAAAGGUGGAGAGAAGCCAUGGCAAGGUGAACGGAAAAGGUUCGUUAUGGUGUGUUGACCCAGAAUAUAAACCUAAUCUUGUCCAAGCACUGAAAAAGCAGCCUUUUCCCUCAGCACUUGCAUUUUAUACUCCGCCAGCGUCACCACCAAGGUCAGCGUCCCCUCACUACCUAACUUCAGUCCUUCAGCAGAAUCAUGGCCGAUCUCUCAAAGAAUCCGAUAUUGAUGCUGCUACUGCAAUGAUGCUGUUAAAUACUUCCAUUCAACAAGGGAUGUUGGACUGUGAGAAACCUCAGCCUCUGAAGACACCUAAGAAGAGGAGUUAUGGCAGUGCGUUCAAUCCUCCCAGUUCCAUAAAUUUGCAGGAAAGUGAUUCCGCGGCCACCAAUAUCGAUCCGAAGGAGGAUCACAACUACAGUGCCAGCAGCAUGGGUUCCCAGCGCUGCGCAUCUAGGUCCAGCGUGUCUUCCUUGUCCUCCCUUGACGAGGUGUAUGAAUUUAUCUCCAAGACCAGCCAUGAUGGAAGCGAUGGCAGCGAAGGAUUUCACAGUGAAGUGGAUACAGACGUUGACUAUGAAGAUGAUCCUCUUGGAGACAGUGGCUAUGCAUCACAACCUUGUGUAGAUACCUCUGAGGAAAGUCAGCCUAGCAACAAAGCACUCAAGGAGUUAUGUCAAGAAAUCGAUGAGGAGUUGAAAGAAGCAGCGGGGUCUCUGCUCCACCUCGCUGGCAUCCAAACAUGCUUGAGUUCCUUAAUAAGUACUGCAAAGACCCACUGUCACAAGCAAAGGAAAAAAUAGUAUGUUUGUCAGUGUUGAAUAUAUACAUAUAUAUUUUUUUUAAUUGUGGCAAUACUCUUCUACUUUUACCCUUCACAAGGGAGAUCAAAGCCAUAAGAGGACUCAUUGCUUUUUUAUUUUUGGCGCUAACUAUAAUUUAGCCAUUUAUUUUUAAAUCACUGCCUAAAAAGAAAAAAAAAAUAUUUAAUCUUCUCAAAUUAGAAGAGAUGCAUGACUUGUGAAAACCUGAAAGCAUACUUCUUAAUGAUCACUUUUUAAUUUUUUUUUCCUUUUUAAUAGUUGAUUAUUUUUUUUUUCCAGAGAUAUGUUUGUUCAGAUGCACAUUGUGGAUCAUAUUUACAUCUCUGCUGGCCCCAUCUGCAGAGGUGAAUUUUGCCCUAAGGGCUCUGACUUCCAUGUAAAGGAUUAAAAGGGAGGACAAAAAAAAAAAAAAAGCAGGGGCGGGGGAAGGUCCUGGCCUCAGUUGCCUCCUCCCACUCGUCCUCUCUUCCCUCUUCUGAGACAGGUCCCAGUGGAAACGCUGGGGAGGCGACUCCGAGUGGCUGCAGUUUUCAGCCCAUCUGACACAGUGGCUGAAAACCCGUAGCGCUCCAGGAGCUGCUUUCAGCAAGAUGCCAAGUACCUCCUGGAAUAGUGGGGAUAAGGGGGAGCUGAGAUCACUGUGCCUUGUGCUGUGUGAACCCUAUCAGCCUGCUGCCGCAUAUGGGGCAUCUAACGGCUUUAGCCUUUGGAUGUACAUCAUAGCUCAGGAGGACCUAUCUGUUUUGGGAAGAAAUUCCUCCACAAUUCAUUUUUGCAAUAAGAGAAUCUCUUUAUAGUUCCCAGACAUCCUUCAGCCAAAAAUGUUUUAGUGGUAUGGUGAACUUUUUUCCUCUUUUUUUUUUCUUUCUUUUAAAAUCAGUGGUGAUUGCUUAUAUCUUCCUGUAGAUGAUGGCUUUUUUU
Harpia harpyja (harpy eagle) is the source of this 2506-nucleotide messenger RNA. RefSeq names its product forkhead box N2 (gene FOXN2). The record is from RefSeq and is a predicted model, not a curated record. Gene Ontology annotation, cellular component: nucleus. Gene Ontology annotation, molecular function: DNA-binding transcription factor activity; cis-regulatory region sequence-specific DNA binding. NCBI's taxonomy places the organism in Eukaryota, Metazoa, Chordata, Aves, Accipitriformes, Accipitridae. Gene Ontology annotation, biological process: regulation of DNA-templated transcription. Bases 254 to 1564 code for a protein of 436 amino acids. The transcript is spliced from 8 exons.